Messenger RNA from Camelina sativa (false flax), 718 nucleotides. The record is from RefSeq and is a predicted model, not a curated record. NCBI's taxonomy places the organism in Eukaryota, Viridiplantae, Streptophyta, Magnoliopsida, Brassicales, Brassicaceae.
UAUAAGUUCCAAUUGUUUGUGUCUUCUAUUUUUUUCUACCGCACUCUUCAAUCAAAUCAUAUAUCCAAAAAAUUCCCCUCGCUUUCUUGGCAAAAUACUUUUUCUUGAUCUUUCAAUGUCAGAAGAAUUUCAAGAAUCCGAGGUUAUCUUUUCGGAUGAGUAUUUCACGAAGAAGAGAGACAUCAAUAGUACUAGCAACAACGAAAACAAGAAAGAUAAGACGAAGGCGACGGAGAAAAUUUCAUCUCCGGUGAGAAUACCGUCAAGAACUAUUUUCCGGUGUACGGAAGAGGUGGAAGAGGAUGGAGAGAUGACUCCGCCGCAUGUCAUAAUGGGAAAACGUAGAACGGAGACGCAAAUGGCGUUUUCGUUUUGUAGUCUUAAGGGAAGAGACUUGCGUCGACAUCGUAACUCCGUUCUUAGGAUGACCGGUUUUUUGGAAGUUUAGUUGAUCUUGAAAUUAAUAUAUAAAAAAUGAGAAUCGGUCCGAUUUAAAAUUGGUCUAUUUUGGUUCGGUCUACGUCAUUUUUCAUCAUUUGGAUGUAAUGUAAUAUUAGCUUUGAAACGAACCAAUUAAGGUAUCAUGUUUUACACGUAUAGCAUAGCGUUGAAACGAACCAGCGUACCACGAUUCGUUGUAUUUGGUGAAGAAACAAGUAUUUUGCUGCGAAUAUAUUUUCCCAUAUUUUAUCAGGUAAAAUGUUAAAUUUCCGGUUAA